Messenger RNA from Callorhinchus milii (elephant shark), 1484 nucleotides. It is a transcript of the gene pla2g3, whose product is annotated as phospholipase A2 group III. The transcript has 8 exons. Gene Ontology annotation, molecular function: A2-type glycerophospholipase activity. The coding region runs from base 195 to 1484 and encodes 429 amino acids. The record is from RefSeq and is a predicted model, not a curated record. Gene Ontology annotation, biological process: arachidonate secretion; phospholipid metabolic process. Lineage: Eukaryota; Metazoa; Chordata; Chondrichthyes; Chimaeriformes; Callorhinchidae.
CCCUGGCCCCGGGGCGGCCUGGGGGGGCGGUGAGGACCCGGCGCGGGUGGACCAUACCCGGGACCAUCUGGUGCGGAGCCGGAGACUCGGCGGAGAGCUUCACUGAUCUCGGCAUAUUUAAUCAUACGGACACUUGCUGCCGAGAGCACGACCACUGUAAACAUAAACUGGCCGCCUUUGAAUAUAACUACGGAAUGCGAAAUUUCAGGCUGCACACUAUAUCCCACUGCGACUGCGAUUACAGAUUCAAGUACUGUCUGCUACAACUCAAUGACACAGUCUCCACCCUGGUGGGCAUGGCUUUCUUCAACCUUCUGGAGAUCCCCUGUUUCACUCUGGAAAAGGUAGAACAGUGCGUCAGGUGGACCUGGUGGGGCAGCUGCAAUGGGACUGGGCUGGUGGCUAGAGCCAUGUUACGGUCAACGUUCAGAUACAACUACACACACCCACUGCUGGAUGAGAUACGGUUGGGCUGGUGGCCCACCACUAACCUCAGCGGAGGCUCGGGGUCCGGCUUGUUCUCCGAGAUGUCUCCCCCUGUUCCUGUCACCCACUGGCAAACCCCAACCGCAAAGUCACCAAAGCUUAAAGGCAAAGGCAGAAAGAAGGGCAGAAAAGGCAAAGGUCAGCGGAGGAAGAACCUCAAAGCUCCUUCCCAAAACGCUUUGGAGACCAGGCUGUACGUUUGGAGUCCAGGGGUCCGGGUGGAGACCACCGGCUCCCCUCGUAUUAGUGGCUCCGACUCUGUCACUAACCGUUCGGCUGAAACUGUGAACAUGGGAGUGAUCACCACCACCAUCGAAGGGCAGCAAUUCACCAGCAAACACAACAUCCCCUCCACCAUGUCCCAGAGAGAGGGGACAGAAAGCCGCGUCGCUGACCUGGGAAGGCUCCUCUCCAGCGGCUUUGAGGAGCACAGCAACUCAACACCGCCCACGCCUGCCGGGCACUGGGGUCAGGUCGACAACACAGGCCGCCCCAUCCCCCAACGCCCUGGUCUCAGCCCGAACCCGCCUGACAAACACGGCGGCUACAAACGCUGCGGCUGUUACAAACGGCUGGACCGUUGCGAGCACAAGAUCGAGCCCAAACAGUUUAAAUUCUAUUAUCACAACCUGGAGCCCAAAACAGUCUACCACUGCAACUGCACCAAGAGGCUGGUGAAGAGGAUGAAGAAAGAAGGGAAUCCUGAGGCGCUGCAGGCGGUACUGUCAGAUUUCGUGUCCCUCAGCUGUUUCUACUUGAAAGAACCGAAGGGAGAGUGCAGCGAGGAGGGUCGCAACCUCUGUGUGCAGCCUCUCUCCGCGGUGGCGGUGCUAUCCAGAGCCAGGCAUCUCCGCAGGGCACUGAAGGUGCGCAGGGCAGCAAACGAGUCCCGGUAUCCGGCGCUGGCCGAGCGAGAGGGGAGCAGGAACGGCACCAGAGUCAUUAACCUGUACCACAAGUGCUUACAAGCGAUUCAGGCUUCGAGAGUGAAGACUUAG